Molecule: messenger RNA, 4921 nt
Organism: Spirodela intermedia
Lineage: Eukaryota; Viridiplantae; Streptophyta; Magnoliopsida; Alismatales; Araceae
Source: the annotation of a GenBank genome assembly
AUGCCGGAGCUACCGGAGGUUGAGGCGGCACGGAGGGCGGUUGAAGAGCACUGCGUGGGGAAGAAGAUCCGGCGUGCGAUGGUGGCCGAUGACCCGAAGGUUGUGGACGGGGUGGCCCCCGGUGACUUCGAGGCUUCCCUCACCGGGAAGACCAUCCUCUUCGCUCUCCGCAAAGGGAAGAACCUCUGGUUCCGCCUCGAUUCCCCUCCCUUCCCUUCAUUCCAAUUCGGUCAGCGCUUCCUCUCUCUCUCUCUCUCUCUCUCUCUAUCUAUCUAUCUAUCUAUCUCUUUCUCUAUCUCUCUCUGAAGGAAUAUGAACUUCUCCAGGGAUGACGGGGGCUAUUCACAUCAAAGGCGUGCAGGUCACGAAAUACAAGAGGUUGUAUACGCUCGCUCUAUCUUGUUCUAGGCGUUCUACUGCUGCUGAUACUAGGGUUUUGCAGGUCCGUAGUAUCUGCUGAGGACGAGUGGCCCUCAAAGUACAGCAAAGUUUUCCUAGAAGUAAGGGUUCUUCUCUUCUGUUUCUCUAGUAUGUCUUCUCUCCGUUUUCUGUUCUCGGUUUCUGCAACACUACUUGUUUUUUUUCUCUUUCUGUCGUCUUGAAAUAUCAUGAAAUCCUCUACUGCAUCUGCAGCAUCUCCUCUCAUUGUUUUCUGUUCUCCCUGGUUUCUGUAACCCUAGUUCUUUUUCUCGUUUUGUCGUCUUGAAUACCAUGAAAUUUCUCUACUCCUUCCUGCAGCAUCUCUCCUCUGUUCAUUUUCUCUUCUUCCUGGUUUCUGCAACCCUAGUUUUUUUUUCCUAUUUCUGUCAUCUUGGAUACCAUGAAAUGCGAAGGAUUGGGGAUGAUGAUCGGCGUGCUUUGGUGAACUUGCAAUGUACCUCUGACCAUGGUGACUGCCAUGGCUCUUGAUAGUCUUCAAGAAUUAAUCCCUUCAAGUGGAAUACAAUGCUGAUUUAAUCUUUAUUUAGAAUACAUACCCUCCGAAACUUAAUGGAAAACUAUCAAGUGUUUGAUUUCUAAGUGAAGAGUUACUUCAAGUGCAGCUUGAUGACGGACUGGAGCUAUCCUUCACUGACAAGAGGCGUUUUGCCAGAGUUCGCCUGCUUCAAAAUGUUGCUCUCUCUCUCUCUCUCUCUCUCUCUUUCUCUCUCUAAUCUUGCUUCUCAUUGCUUUCAUUUUGUCUGUUCUUUUGUCUUUCGAGAGUAUUGAGUGUUAAUGGUUUUUUUUUUUUGUUUUUAAUCUCAUAGCCUGAAUCUUCGCCUCCAAUUUCUGAGCUUGGUCCAGAUGCUUUUCUGGAGCCCAUGAAGUUGAAUGAAUUUAUAGAGUCCUUGAGCAGUAAGAAGGUUUCAAUUAAGGCUCUAUUGCUUGACCAGGUCAGAAGUGUUCAUUUAUUUGACAAAUUUCAUCUUAAAGAAAUAUUGUUUCAUACUCGUGAAAUUCCAUUUUUCUUUAUCUUAAUUUCCCCCCAGAAGGUUGGAUCCAUGAAAAUUCAAUUAUUUCUUUUCUACCCAAAAAAGGGUGCAAAUUAACUUUCCUCCUUGUAACGCCUACAGAUGGGAAAUUCGGAUCAUAUCGAAGUACGUACAUUUUUUUAUUUUUUCCGGAAUAAUUUCCAUGAACUUUAGGCACAAGGGUUCAUAAUUUAGGGUUUGGAGGACAUACACCUGAGACGAGAAUGCUCCAUCAUCAUCAUUAUCAUCACCAUAUGAUGCACUGCUCUUGAGAAGGGAUCUCCUUUUACAGAUUAUCUUGACUAAUUCGAUUUUGAUGGUGCCAAUUGGAUAUAUGGUGAAUAUAGUGUGUUAUUUAUUCGAGGGCUCUGGAUUUUAGGAAUAAGGGUUUUCAAAACGUCUACCAGCUUAUCAAGUCAGUGUCAUUACCUUUGCCUACUGUGUAUGUGUGCCAGCUUCCAGUUCCUACCCAAUAUGGAGAUACCCCCGGACCUACCUAAUAUGUCUCUUAUGUCUGUGAAUCAUGGUGCUGCAAGUUUAUUUAACCCUCCUCCAUGAUGCUCCGUUGACUUUCAUGGUUUCUUAUCUGCACCAAUCACAGCUUGGAUGUGAUCAUUUGAUCGUAAUUUCUGCUUUUCAAGAGAAGAAAAUGUGGUGAGCUUUUGACAAUGUUGUAAAGAAGCGCCAUUGAUUUAGCCUAGCAUUUGAAAAAAAUAUAUGGUACCUUCACUGAACUUUCUUAUUUGGGUUAUCUUUAUCUGGGAGUUCAUUACCUCACUUUUCUGCUAUUAUCUGGGUAAUCCUGUGUCUGGAGUUCACUUUCUGAAAAAAGAAAAAAGAAAAAAAAGUAAUGCAACUUCGUGGACUAUGUUAAUUAUGAUCAGAUGAGGAAAGUGAUUGGAACAGUAUAAUAAAUCUUUAAGCAAUAUUCGACAUCAAAGAAUUGGCUGGCAUUUGGAGCUGUUCAUUUCCUUGGUGGAUUUCUUCUUCUCCUGUCAUUUUCAAACUCAUCAAUUGAUCAUUUUUGAGUUCAUUCUCUCUCCCAAUGGUUUCUUUCCCCUAAACAUACGGCAUAGCCGUGGGCACUUCUCCAUUCAUCUGCUGGUAAGAGGAGGGAGAGUCCUUCACAGUUAUAGUGAUCCAACCUCUUUGACCUUACAAUCUGGGUUUGCUGGAUUUCAAAAUUUCUUUAUUUGCCGGCCUGCUGUAAUUUUCCAUCAAAUGGUUCUUUCCUAAAAUAAUAUGGGAAAAAAUAUUCUAGCCUCUCACAGCAUAAGCCGUUGGAACUGAUUUAAUAAGAUGGCUCACUAUGAAGGUUCCUCAUUCUUAUCACCAAGCCAUUUGAUUAUAACUGGCAAGCACACAUGGUUUGCCGAGAAACAUGGUCACUGUCGCAUUGUACUGAUAAUUGCCUUAUUAGAGAGCUAUGAAUUGCCUCCUCCACUUUUCAAACUAUUGACAGACACCUUGACACUGAGUUCUCUGGGGAAUCUUCUAGCCUAUUUAAUGUCUGAUUUUACUGCAUAAUGUAGAUAAUUUUUUGUCGACUUUCCUGAUGAAGGCUUCUUUCUGCAGAGUUACAUCGCAGGCAUUGGGAAUUGGAUCGCAGAUGAAGUGCUUUAUCAAGUUAGUCUGCAAUUCCCUUUUUGUUGAAACUUAGCCUCCCUCAUUUGCUUGGGUUUCACAACACUAGCUAUUUAUAUUUUUGUUGUGUGGAAUCGGUCAUCUCCUAAGUUUAGAAUCGUAUGGCUCAUCUCAUGUCUAUUAUCAAACCACGAGAAAAAAAAAGGACCUCCUUUAGCACCCGGUGAUCACUGUGGGCAAUUUGCCACCUUUAUUUUUCUCAUGACUCCUUUUCGAACAUGGAGUAUGUUGAAUUGAUGUGUCAUGGAACAAUGCAUGCAGUUUACCUCAUGAUUCAAUAUUCAGUGCGACCUACCAUCAAACCAUGAAAAAAAAAAACCUCCUUUAGUGCCCAGUGAUCGCUGUGGUCAAUUUGCCUCUAGUUUUCUCAUGACUCCUUUUCAAACAUGGUUUCUUUUAUUUUCAGCAAUCAGAAUGAUUAGAUAACCUGCGAUGAAUGACACUAGUAUGUUGAACUGAUGUGACAUGGAUCAAUGCAUGCAGCUUACCUCAUGAUUCAGUAUUUCAUGCGACCUACUUGUACUUGCUGACAGGCGAGAAUUCAUCCUCUCCAAAUGGCCGCAAGCCUGACGCGGGACAAAUGUGAGGAGUUGCUCAAAUGCAUCAAAGAGGUCAGUCAUGCAUUCUGACGAAGAUGUUCUUGCGGUGUGGCCGUCCUAGUUCUCUGAAAGAUGGGAUAUUUGUCAUGAUUAUUGAAGCAAUUGGAGAGAUAUUACCACAUGUAGGUUGUUCAUUAUGCGGUUGGAGUUGAUGCCGACUGUGGCCGUUUUCCAGUUGAAUGGCUGUUUCAUUUUCGAUGGGGGAAGAAGCCUGGGAAAGUCAACGGUAAGGGGCAAUGUAAAGAUCGUAGCAGUAUCGACUGACAUAUAUUGCCUGCCUCUACAGGUUCUUGAGAAGGCAGUGGAAGUUGGAGCAGAUAGUAGUCGAUUUCCUAGUGAUUGGGUUUUCCAUUCCCGCGACAAGAAGCCCGGGGAGGCAUUCGUCGACGGUCUGGUUUCUCAACCCAGAGAGGGUUCUUGAUAUGAUUCUGCCGAGUGGUCUGCUUUCCUAAUGCGGCAAAAUCUAGUGUAAUGUUUGCAUCGGUAGUCUGAAAGGGGUUGACAUGAAACGUAGUAACUUUGUUUAUAUCUUCUCUCUCUCUCUCUCUCUCUCUCUCUCUCUCUAGAAUAUUUUUUUUCUCAAUCUCGGCAUUGAACUCCUAUGAAGGGUGAUGUUGUGGGCAAGCUGGGUAAAGGAGAUGGAGGAGGAUCUUCUUUCUUGAAUGAUUUCCUCCAACCAGAUAGUAGUAGUAUUCCUGAGGUUUUGGGUGUCUUUUUCAGGUAAGAAGAUCGAGUUCAUCUCGGCAGCUGGAAGGGUAAGUGUUCCAUGCUAAAAGAAACCCUUUUCUGGUAGGGUGGAUAAAAGAUUCCCUGAUCUGACACUUUUCGCCUUCUGUUUUGGCUCAGACUACUGCUUAUGUGCCGGAGCUGCAGAAGCUGGAUCAUGCCAAAUCUGGAGAUGCUUCCUCCACUGUGUCCAGGAAGUCAAGGUCAACGACCAGAGCAGCUAGAAAGAGUGUGAGAGUGGACCCGGAUGAGGGGGAAGAGCUGGUCAGUGAGGGAGAAGAAGGCGGAGAGUUGGACAGCGGGGAAAGGGGCCCCACCAGGAAGAAGGCUCAGAGGGCAAUCAAGGCUUCCAAAAAGGCUCCCACAGAGAAGAGAACCAAGUCUGUGGGAACCACGGACGAUGUGGGAGACCAGGAGAGGAAAGAAGUUGAGAAGGGAGCAGCGAAAGAGGAAACGGUGGUGAUAGUCAAAGGGAGAAGAAGUAGAAGAAAGGUGCAGUAG